Molecule: messenger RNA, 3207 nt
Organism: Bombus impatiens (common eastern bumble bee)
Lineage: Eukaryota; Metazoa; Arthropoda; Insecta; Hymenoptera; Apidae
Product: cGMP-dependent protein kinase 1-like
Exons: 12
Coding region: 267-2189 (640 amino acids)
Biological process (GO): protein phosphorylation
Molecular function (GO): cGMP-dependent protein kinase activity; ATP binding
Source: RefSeq, a predicted model, not a curated record
UCAUACAAGAUAAGAUCAAUCAACUUUAUCGUUGCUACAAAGCAUCAGUCAAGUAUCAAUAUCCUGUGCACUAAUUCUUCGAACCAUUUCAUUUGUGAACAUUUAAACACUAAUUGGUGAACUUCCCAAGAAUUAACAUCUAUUUUAAAAAAUCUGAAAUUACAUCAAGUUUAUAUAUAUUUGACUGAGUGACCUACGAUCGAACGUAAACACCUGCGGACAAAGAUUUUACUUUCUAGGCGAAAGAAAGAAACGGAAAAUUAAGAAUGCGUCUAUGCUUCGGAAAACGUACUGGUGUACGUAUGGGCGCGUCUGGGUCCGAUCGACGCAAUUCCGACGCUUACUUUCGACAACUGUCCCUUCAAAGAAAACAUGGCGUGAUCGGUGAAAUAAACGUAUCCUCCAAUCUGCCAGUCACCGUUUUCAAGAAAAAUGAAAAAACGAAACAGUUGAUCAAAAACGCCAUUUUGAACAACCAGUUCCUCGGAGAUCUCGAUGAGUCGCGUAUAGAGAAGCUUAUAUCGGUGAUGUAUCCGGAACAGGUGAAAGCCAAUACGCGAAUCAUUCACGAAGGUGAAGUCGGAUCGCAUAUGUACGUCUCGGAAGAGGGAACCUUCGAAGUUUACGUAGGCAAUACGUGCCACGAGAGCUUUGGUCCUGGUGUCGCUUUCGGAGAACUGGCCUUGUUGUACAAUACCAAAAGACUGUGUUCUAUCCAUGCGAGUACAAAUGCGAAAGUAUGGGUGUUGGAAAGACAGGCGUUUCAGACGGUAAUGCUAAAAGAUAACGAAGAAUCGUUGGAGCAUAAUUUGAAGAUUCUUCGUCAAAUUGAAAUAUUCAAGGGUCUGUCGGAGGAGGUUCUGCAGAAAAUAUGCGACCUUAUAACAGUGGAAUUUUAUCCAGCGAAUUCGUACGUGAUUCGAGAGGGCGACAAAGGAGAUAAAUUCUACAUUAUAAACGGUGGUAGCGUGAAAAUCACGAAGAAUAAACCAGGUGGCACGGAAGAGGAAAUGACAAUUCUUGAGAAGGGUGACUAUUUCGGUGAAAAGGCGCUAUAUGACUCUGAAGAAUCUCGUCGACAGGCGAAUGCUAUCGCAAUGGCUCCUGGAUUGGAAUGUUACACGAUUGAAAAAAGAGCUUUCCUAGAUUAUCUUGGUGGACUAGACUCGAUCAGAAAUAGAGAUUGGUCAGGAUAUUACAGUGUAAAUGAGUCGGAUGACUGGGGUGACGAAUUCAAGAAUUUAACUCUGUCUGAUACUGUAUUUGAAGGGACGAUCGGAGCUGGAGGUUACGGCAGAGUGGAACUGGUCGUCGUCAAUUCGAUGCCUAACCUUAGUUUCGCCAGGAAAAAGAUCCUCAAGCAUAUGAUCACAAAGGGUGGCUUCCAAAAAAUGAUGUAUAACGAGAAGAAUAGUUUGAAAUUGUGUAAUUCGCCGUUUAUCUGCAAAUUAUACAGAACCUUCAAGGACAAUAGGUAUCUAUACCUGCUACUGGAAGUAUGUUUAGGCGGAGAUUUAAGAACAGCCUUAUACAGAAGCGGCCGAUUCGAUAAUUCAACAACUAAAUUCGUAACCGCUUGUGUCGUAGAAGGACUUCAACACCUUCAUUCACUGGGCAUCAUCUACAGAGACUUAAAACCUGAGAACAUCGUAAUCGAUAAUCGAGGCUAUGCUAAGCUUACUGAUUUUGGAUCUAGUAAAAAAAUUGGCCCAUACAAGACAAAGACUUUUAUGGGUACACCAGAAUAUUUGGCUCCGGAAAUCAUUCAAAGUAAACUUUAUAAUCAGGCCGUUGAUUAUUGGGCACUUGGAAUUCUUACGUACGAGAUGUUAACGAAUCGAACACCUUUCCAAGAUGUAAGUGAUAUAGAAGUGUAUAAGAACAUUCUUCGUGGCUUUAAGGAUAUACUUGUACCGCCCAUUAUUAAAAACACGGCAAAGAAUUUUAUCAAAUCACUACUGGAAGAUGAUCCAUAUAAAAGACUUGGUUAUUUACGAAAUGGUGUUGCUGACAUUCAUAACCAUAAAUGGUUCCAUAACUUUAAAUGGCAGGAGUUACAGAGCCAAACAAUGCCUUCCCCUAUUGUGCCAAAGGUAAGGGAUCAUCUCGACUUAAGAAAUUUCGAUAAAUAUCCUCCAGAUUACAGAUCGGCACCAAUGGACUAUUCCGAUUGGGAUACGAAUUUCUAACGAUCUUUAUUAUACGAUUCACUUUGUAUAUAUUAUGUUAAAGUAUCUAUUUAUUAUUUAAGCUAACUAUUAAAUAAUAUAUUAGCCCUUACUUUUUAUUUUGUGACAGUAUUAAAAAUAUAUUUUUAAAUAAUGAAAAAUCAAUUAUAACGCAUAACAUAUAGUUAAAUCUUUUGUAAGUUGCAAAAAAGCAUCAAUUUAUAAAGAGUUAUAAUUAAAGUAUACAUACAUACUUUGUAUAUAUGAAGCACGAUUAACCAAAGAUUCCAGAUUAACCAAAUACGAAUACCACAUUAAUAACACUGUGAUUAAUUUCCACGUGCGAGAUUAUUUGUCAAGAAAGAUUAUGCUUAUAUAUGAAGAAACCGACAAACAACUGUAUCACAAACAAGUACAAUAUUCUAUUACAGAAGAAAUACUUGAAUACUUAUAAACACGGUUCACCAGCCUUUUUGAAAUAUAAAAAGUUUAACUUGGCACUGCGCAAAGAACGCCGUCAACUUCAGGUGGCGCACGAUUUGCUGCACUCCUCCAAAUAACCUUGUUAUACUAUUGUUCCAAUGGUGAAUUUACAAAUUUAUAUAACAAAUAAAUUACGGGUGGUAAAAUAUAUUAUUAGUCAUGUUGUUAUAUGGGUAACAUAUACACAAUAAAAUUGCAAUAAACGUUAUUUGUAAUCAAUAAAGAUAAGAUUUGACAAUAGAUCGUAUCGAAUUAAAGUGUGAAAGAGAAAAAUACAUAUUAUGUAUUUUUAAUAACAUCACAACUAAACGUAACAGUGAAAUGUGAAUAACACGAUCGUUUGUAAUGCGUUUCUGUAUAUUGAUAAAUACCGCUUGGUUAUUAGUGGUGACAGGACCUAACUUAACAUGAGGUGAAACUAGGUCCACAAAAAUUUCAGUUGAUAGCAUUUUGCAAAAAUAUUGCACGAUGGAAGCUCAUGAGAAUGAGCAGUAUGUUACAUUUCCCCUUUCAGAGACGUUAAUUCUAGUAUCACAGAAGCACAGGUUGCAGUUGA